GACAUUUGACGUGAAAAGAUCAAAUGUCAAAUGAAGCGUCAAUUCAUCAAAUUUAAAAAUUUGUUUAUAUAAAACGGUUUAAUUAUAAUUGUAUAUAUUUUAUUAAAAUGAGUCAAAUAUAUAAGAUACUGAAAAAAGUACAAAUGAGUAAGGCUGCACAUCAAAAACAAUUAAAAAUUCUCAGAAUGUACUAUGAUAAGAUUCCUCUGGAAGAUUUCUUUGAGGAAAUUAGAAUUGUUUUGAGGCAUGUCCUUAGUAUCAAUACGAUAUACCAAAAAAAUUGUUAUGCAGAAAGAAUUCUUGAGUUCUUGGCACAAUUUGUAGCAGAUGUGACGCCUGAAGGAACAGAGGAUGAUAUCUCUGAUGAAUGUACUCACCCCUUUCUAACGCUAAUUAUUACAGACACACUUAAGUACCACAAUUUAGUACAUGAGUACCACCGUUACAAUUCAUGUCUAUUUGUUAGACUUAUAUUACAAUGUAUAGGAUCUGAUAAAAACCUAGACAAUGAAGUGUGUGAUUUAAUUGAAGAAGCUAUGCUAGAAAGGACAAUGGAUCCCAAACCAACAGUACGUCUUCAAGCAGUGUUAGCUUUAAUAAGAUUACAAGAUCCAAUGAAUGCAGAGUCUCCAGUGAACAAAGCUUAUUUAUCUUUGAUAGUUGAUGCUAACAUUCAGAUUCGAGUUGAGGUUGUAAAAAACAUUGCCAUUUAUAAUAUAUCUGUUCUUCAAAUAGUAAAUCGGUUAAGAGAUGUAGACAGCAACGUACGCAUAACGGCUUUCCGAAGAUGUGCAGAUUUAGGACCGAGAUUAUUCAAGAUAUUUGAAAGGCAACAUAUACUUAUGUGUGGUUUAUCUGAAAGCGUUCCAAAAGUUAGAAACGUUUUUAUUGAAAAUUUGUUACCGAAGUGGUUGAACACAUACGAAAAUAAUUAUAUAACAUUUUUGAAUGCAUUAAAAUUAGAUGCAGAUGAAAAUGAUAUCGUAAAUACAGAGAAGAUAACUAAAGACGUUUUAAAUCUUUUGUUUAAAUCAACACCACUUGAUCAAUUUACCUCCAUUUUACCUCUUGAUAAAAACAAACUGAUACCAUUCAAUAAGCUGACAAGUGAGGCUGUAGCUGUUUGGAAUAAUUUGACACUGUAUUUGAGAGAUAAUGAUAAUAUGGAAGAUUAUCUAGAAGAUCUUCUUCCAGAUCUCACACCUUUCUGUCAUUAUAUUGAAAGUCUCAUAAUAGAAAAAAGAAAAAAUAAAAUGGAAGACUGGGAGUUGUUAGAUUAUCAAUACAUUUUAAAUAAUUUACUGGGUAUUGCAGAAAACUACGAUUUAUCAGAUGAAGUUGGUAGAAAAACUUUGCAUCAGCUAACAAUAAAAUUAUUACGAGAGGAGAAUUUGUUGUUCAAAUUGAAAGAAAAAAUUGUAACUUUAGUUGAAAAAACUGCUCAAAAAACUGACGACUUCACUAGUAUCAUAUGUCACAUUAUUUCCGAAAUCCAAGAACCAUUAAUUGAGAAACAAGUAGAAGUUGACCCUAAUGAAGACACAAAUAGAGAAUGUAAAAAAGCCGCAUUGAAAGUCAAAAUAAUUGUAUUGGAGUCGCAACUGGAAGAAGCGACAGAUAAGCAAGAGUAUUUGAAAGCAGAAUCUUUAAAAAAUGAGAUGAAUGAUGUUAAAAAGAAAUUACAAGAUUUAUCUAUAAUCAAACCAGCUACUGAAAUGAUCAAAGUUACAAAAGAUGAUCCUAAAACAAUUUGUGAAUGCUUGGAUUUACUUAUUUGUAUGUUGUUACUUCCUUCUGUCAAUUCCAUGACUCCAUCAUUGGUUGCUGUAAAAGACGAAUUCAUAAUACCUUUACUGGAUAGUAAUAUCAGUGAAAUUAACUGGAGGGUAAUUAAAUGUAUAACAUUGUUUUGUCUAAUAGACGAGAAUUUAGUAGGAGAGUAUCUCAAGGUGAUCUGCAUACCAAUUAUUACAUACAGAGCUAUACCAAACUACAACAAGCAAGCAUUAAUUGCUGCAGUAAUGGCUAUCCCAGAUAUGUUCAGAUUAUAUGGUGUAAACGUAUUUAGUAGUAUCGAGAGUGCUAUAAGUGUCAAUUCGAACCAAACUGUAAAUUCAUCAUCCAAUAAGAGGAGAUUAUAUUGUAUUGAAGAAUCUGACGAAAGUGUUAUCUUUGCUAAUAAAUUUCAUUUGGAAUCCAUUAUAGAUGUUAUGUUUGAUAUGUUGGACGAUGAGAUUUGUGAAAUUCGAAAUAUUGCUGUAGAAGCUAUUUCAAAGUUAAUCUUGAAUCAGUUUCCAGUAUCGUCAUUAUUAAUUUCGAGACUAAUACUGAAAUGGUAUAAUCCAUUAACUGCUCAAGCUUCCGACAAAUCACAACAACUCAUAGGAGUUGUAAUUACUAACUAUGCUAAAUCUACUGAAGGCGCCAAAGAUGUUAUAGCAAAAGCUGUUAUCCCAACGUUACAAAGUAUCUCUAAUGCUCCUAGGACUAGUCCUCUUGCAGUUGUUGAUGCUGAUAAUUUGUUACUAUUUAUUUCAACCAUUACAGACUGUGAUGAAAAGAUAGAUGUAUCAAGGACUCAUAUAAAUAUGGCACAUAUGUUUACCUCAGAAAUAUUAAAGAAAAAAAAUGAGGGGAUCGCCAUAUAUCUUUCAAAACUAUUAUUGUAUUUGAAUAUUUCCUCAGAAAGUGUUUCGACUUUGAAGGAAUUAAUAGCUAAAGUGGAAACUGCAUUGCAUGAUGAAAAUCUAUCAGAGAAAACAUUGAGAAAAAAUUUGAUGAAAUUCCAACAAAAACUAAAUACCCUCUUAGAAAACCAAACUCAAGCACAAAUCACCAAUUUGGAAAUAACCGAAAACUCAACUAUGGUUUCAAAUAUAAAAGAAAAUCAAGAUGAUCCUAACAAAGUAAACAAAAAUAAAGUUAAAAAAAAUCAGACAACUACAUUUAUGCCCUUGAUUAGAGAGGAGGAUGAAGAAGAUAUAUUUGAAUCAAGUCAACAUUCAAACACAUCUGAUACAAAUGAAAAUAAUGUCAACAGUUCCAAAAGUGAGGAGAUAUCUAAUGGAACUUGUAUCAAUGAGAAUACUAAAAAAAGAAAUCGGAAGCAGAGAAAUAUGAAUGAAAAUAAUACUGAAAGCUCAGCUAAUAACACUGAUAGUGACGAAGAGUGGCAUAAUAAGAAAAAGUUUAAAAUGCCAGUGGUACUUUUAACCAGAACCAAAUUUCCUGUGAAUCAGAUUAUGGCAAAAAAUAGUGACAAUGAUAAAGAAAUUGGAAAUGUCUCUGACAUUUUAUCCAUAAGUAAAGAUUCUGACAAAAAUAACACAACUAGUGAAGAUAACAUUAGUGCAACCCCAGAAGAUGAAAAAGUUUCGAAGUUAAAAAAAAGGAAGAAACCUUCAUCUAAAAUUAAUAUCUUAGAAGUAGUAACAAUUAAACCUCAGAUGAAGAAUGCUAUAAAUAGUAGGGGUAAAACAAGUUCAGAUUCUGAAAAUUUCAACAAGAAUACCAGUUGCAGCCCAAGGUUACGAUUAAGAUCGAAGAUCACAAAUAAAGAGAGGAAUUCCAAGGAGAAAACUUCUUGUGUCAAGCGAUUAUCAAAAAAUAAAUAUGGUUCAGUAGCUGGAAAUGAGGAUAAGGACAGAGGGGGUACAACAGAAAGAAACUUUGAAGAUAACGACAACCAAAUAAAUAGAGUACUAAGGUCAUUAAAAAGCAACCAAAUAAACGAGAAGAGAGCCAACCAUGUACAAAAAUUGGAUGAAAAGAGUAGUUCAAUUCUAAGUAAACCCACAAAACAAAGUACAAAAACCAUUUUAACUAGUGAUGAAACAAGCACUGAUAGCUUUGAAAAUAUAAGACGCCGUAAAAAAGUAACAAGUCGCGAUGUGGUGAGUCCAAUCUUAAAAAAAAAUAAUAAAAAGUAUACAUCACAAGAACAUUGUGAUUCUGAAAUUACUAGUAGUGGAAAAAGCACUAACGAUUCAACGCAAUCUACAAAUUCUAGUCAGAAUUACAACACCAGAAAUAACACCCAAGUGGCAAAUAAUCAGAAUAAAAUAUUCACAAAUAAAAGAAAUAUUCGAAAACGAAAACAGUUAACAGUUUUAGUCGGUCAUUCUAUGCGCAAACGAAUGAGGUUAAGAAAUGAAACAAAUAAGUAUAACAGUGAAGCAAAUGAAAGUAAGGAAAUCAGAAGCUCUCCCAGAGUAUCCAGAAGUGAGAAAAAUGGGCAUAGUCUGACACCCAAUAAAAAAACACUGGGAACUAGAAAAUCUUCAAAAGAGAGUUUAAAUCAGCAUAAAACUAGUAGUAGCAGCAGCAGUAGUACUACACUACAUACAAUUCUUCCUGAUAUUUCACAGAUUCAGAUAUUCAAUGAUUCAACUUAUUCAUCCAAAAGUAAUGAUAAUCUCGACAUAGUACGAGGUCGCAAAGUUUAAAUACACGUUCUCCGAUUACAAAAAGCAGGCUUCGAAGAAAAAAUAAUUUAUUUGGAGAAUGGAAUGUGAUCCCUUAAGAAAAUCAAAGGAAACGAAAUUUGGAAAAUUUUAUUUAUAUAUUUCUUAUUUGUGUAAUAUAUGUAUAAUAUAACUAAUAAAUGAAUUGAUAUAUAUUUAUUAUCAUAUAAUAAUAUGCAUAGGGCAAAGGAUCACUGUGUCUUUUAUUUUUGAAUAAGGAUGAAAUCUAGCUAUUUGUCAUAUAUUUAGACAGUCAACUUCAAAAAAAAAAUAAAUAUGUAUAUAUUAAAUAAAAUUUUGUAUACGAGGUGCGUUUAAUAUACUCAUACUUAAUUUCUUCUUCUGAUUGAUUUUAUUUUUUUAAUUUGAAAACGUAGUAUUUGUUUCUCGAAAGGAAAGCACCCAUUUCCUAUUUACCGCAACGGAAAAUUAAUUAAAUCUCAUUCAAAGAUAAUGACGCCAAGCCACCAUUCUAGGGAUAUCAAAUCUUUAAUGGCGAGCAAUUGAACGGAAGGAAGCAAAAGGGUCGAUUAGCAUCAGAACUUGGAAAUUAUGUAAUUUAAUGUUUCUAUUAAUUAUCAAAUCUUUAUAUUUUGUUAUGAGAAAUUAUCAUACAAUGUUUUCGACUUAUUUAAAAUUUAAAA
Diorhabda sublineata is the source of this 5107-nucleotide messenger RNA. RefSeq names its product condensin complex subunit 3-like. The transcript is spliced from 21 exons. Gene Ontology annotation, biological process: mitotic chromosome condensation. The record is from RefSeq and is a predicted model, not a curated record. Gene Ontology annotation, cellular component: condensed chromosome; condensin complex; cytoplasm. Lineage: Eukaryota; Metazoa; Arthropoda; Insecta; Coleoptera; Chrysomelidae. The coding region runs from base 108 to 4445 and encodes 1445 amino acids.